AUGGCUGAUCAUUGGCAAGAUGUUAAUAUACCAAAACCUCAAAUUGUUGAUGAUGACGAUGCUCCUGAUGAUUGGGAAACUGCAUUAGAAGAAAAAGCUAAAAUAUCAGAUGUUGAAGAAAAACCAAAAGCAGCUAAGAGUACGUCAAGUAAAAAGAAAGUUAAUGCUGGUGACGAAUCUCAGAAAAUUAUUAAACAACCCGAUGGAGAUUAUACACCAGAAGAACUUGAUCAAAUAAGGGCAAAGGAAGAAAUAAAAGAAGAACAAGAAAAAUUAACUGAGGUAGAAGAAUUAGUUGAUGAAAAUGGCAAAGUUCGAUCGUUGGAUGAUCUUGAUUUAAUUAAAAAAAGUGAAUUUCUCAAUUACAGUCUUCGUUUAGCUAGUCGUCUUGAAGUUGUAUCAAAUUCUGAAUUUUAUACGGAUUUUAUUGAUAAUUUUCUUACUGGUAUAACAAAUUCAAUGUCAGUUGAUGGUGUUAAACGUUUAACAACAACAUUACAAACAAUAAAUAUACGAAAACAAGGUGAAGAACGUGAGAGAAAGGCAAAAGCAAAAGCUAAAAACAAAGCUAAACCACAAUUGAAAGCUAUUAAACAAUCCGACUAUAAAGGUUUUGGUGCUGAUGUCGGUCACGAUUAUGAUCAAGACAAUGAUUAUGAUGAUGAGGAUUUUAUGUAA
Messenger RNA from Adineta steineri, 678 nucleotides. NCBI's taxonomy places the organism in Eukaryota, Metazoa, Rotifera, Eurotatoria, Adinetida, Adinetidae. The record is from the annotation of a GenBank genome assembly.